Molecule: messenger RNA, 2571 nt
Organism: Geosmithia morbida
Lineage: Eukaryota; Fungi; Ascomycota; Sordariomycetes; Hypocreales; Bionectriaceae
Product: condensin complex subunit 2
Exons: 4
Biological process (GO): mitotic chromosome condensation
Cellular component (GO): condensin complex
Molecular function (GO): chromatin binding
Source: RefSeq, a predicted model, not a curated record
AUGCCUCGGGUCGCUCAGGUUCCUCGUGCGAGUAACGCCAAACCGCCGGUUGGCUCGUCAGGCUCACCCUUUAAAUCCUCGUCAACAAAGUGCGCCUACCCUCCUGUUGUGCGCCUACAACGCGGGAAGCGCAUGAACUCUAGGAAGGCGCUCCAAGAGAAACAGAUCAACGAGAUCAAGGCGGCGGCUUCAUCGACGCCCCGCAAGAGCAGCGUCAGGCUGGACGACCUCGAGAAUGCGUCCCCAGGGGGUCCGGGGACCCCGCGCGCAUCACGUCUCGCGGGAGAUGAUGGCGAGGAUACAGGCACUGUGGGCACACCCAUGAAGCGCGUGCCCAUCCUCGCCAACUUUGAGGAGUGGAUGAAGAUGGCCACGGACAACAAAAUCAAUGCCACCAACUCAUGGAACUUUGCCCUUAUCGACUACUUCCAUGACAUGUCCCUUCUUAAAGAGGGCGACAGCGUCAACUUCCAAAAGGCUAGCUGCACCCUCGACGGCUGCGUCAAGAUCUACACCAAUCGCAUCGACAGUGUCGCCACCGAGACGGGCAAGCUCCUCAGCGGUCUCGCCGACAGCAACAGCAGCAAAAAGAAGGACCGCGGGGGUGACGAGGAAGGCGAAGACAGCGACGAGGAGCUCGAUGAGGACGGGAAUGUUAAGAAGAAAACCAAGAAGAAGUCUCACCGAUCCGAAGCAACACUAGCGCCAUCCUUCAACUCGUUGCAACUCAAGAAGUUUGAACUCGAAUUCUCGGUCGACCCACUGUUCAAGAAGGCUUCGGCCGACUUUGACGAAGGUGGCGCCAAGGGCCUCCUCCUCAAUCACCUGAUGAUCGACUCCCAGGGUCGAAUCGUGUUCGACAGCAGCGAUGACGCAGCGGACGAGGCUUCCAUGGGAAAGAAGCAAGACAGCGAUGCACAGGAGGAUUUGGACGAGGGUGAAGAAGAUAAGCGGGGCGAGGGCGAGUCGAUGGAUGUGUCCAAGAUGGACUUGGGCCAAGAAAUGGAUGUGCCCGAACUCGAUGACGACCUAGACGAGGCAGAUGCUGAGAUUGAUCUGGCCAUGAUUCGACAGCGCUUCUUCCCCGAACUUAGCCGGCUAGACGAGCUCGACGUGUGCCCGUCGCUCAAGAAUUUUGACCUCGGAAACCCGUCGGGCUCAACCGACAUUCCCUUCCUUAACGCUCCGGAUGACUGGCGCGACCAAGACAAGGAGAAGACAGCUGGUGCACACGGAGAUGACUCGGGGAUGUUGAUUGACGGGGAGGCGGCCCUUGGCUUUGACGAUGACGACCUCGGCCUCGGUAGCUUCGACAUGGGCGGCGAUGUGGCGUUUGGUGAAGGUGGUGACGCCUGGGCCCGCGAUGCGGCGCUGGAACCGCAAAUGCGCGUUUACAACGCCGGCUUCGGCCAAGAAGGCGAGGGAGAGGGUGACGGGUACGAGGAGAAUGGCGACUACGUCGUGUCAAUGAUGGACCCUCGCAAAGCAGACAAGAUGCACGAAGACAUGCUCAGCUUUUUUGACCAGGCGCUGCAAAAGAACUGGUCCAGUGCCGAGCACUGGCGUAUCCGAAAGAUCAAAGACAGCGAAAAGCCGACGACGGAGACCAAGAAGCGCAAGGAGAAGGAGCCGUUUGAGAUUGACUUUGCGGCGCCGCUCGAGUACAGCAUCCACGACCUGAUACACACACAGGCAUCGAGCAACUCGGCCAUUACGAUGCCCAAGAAGGACUGGAAAACCAAGUCGCGGAACCUACUACCCGACGAUAAGCACUUCAAUUCCAAGUCGCUGCUCAGUCUCUUUCUCAAGCCCAAGGCUCGCAUCGGCAAGAGACGGACGGGUGGCUUUGGCGAGCACAAGGGCUUCGGCAAUGCCAACACGGACGACGCACCCGUCGGCGACAUGGACGAGGCCUUCUGGGCCAAGCAGGGGGUUCCGCAGGAGAGCGACACGAUGGCGUUGGGAGGUGGCGACUACGACGCCAACUUCUUCCAGGACGAUGCCAUGCCCUUCCCCGGAGGUGAUGACGCGGACGACGACGACCUCGAGUUUGCCGACGCACGGGAGCACUUUUCACCAGAAGGUGGCAUGGUAGAUGACGGCAUGGGUCUCACGGCGAUUCUCAACGGCGAGGUGACCAAUGCCACAAAUGGGGCGUACGGAACGACACUCAUCACGGCAACGAGGAGAGUGCGUCCGGAAUACGUGCAGUACGCACGUGUAGCCAAGAAGGUGGAUGUGAGGCGGUUGAAGGAUGAACUGUGGAAGGGCAUGGAGAUGGACAUUAUGGAGGUAAGGGAUCUUACUCAGGAAAAGAGCAGGCGUUCGUCAGUGGCGCCACCAACAGAAACGAUACAAGACGUCGGCCACAACGAGCUCAAGUUCACCGAAAUCAUGAACAACCUCCAGACGGUGUACCCCAAGACAGUCAUGGACGAUAUCUCGACAUCAUUCUGCUUCAUCUCACUGCUCCACCUGGCUAAUGAGAAGGGUCUGCUGAUCGAAAAGACGCCGGACCUGCGGGAGCUGAGCAUCCGGCGAGAUUUGUCGGCCGAAAUCAUUGAGGGUGCA